Molecule: messenger RNA, 2827 nt
Organism: Sabethes cyaneus
Lineage: Eukaryota; Metazoa; Arthropoda; Insecta; Diptera; Culicidae
Gene: Mcm3
Product: DNA replication licensing factor Mcm3
Exons: 3
Coding region: 102-2567 (821 amino acids)
Biological process (GO): DNA strand elongation involved in DNA replication; mitotic DNA replication initiation; DNA replication
Cellular component (GO): MCM complex; nucleus
Molecular function (GO): single-stranded DNA binding; ATP binding; single-stranded DNA helicase activity
Source: RefSeq, a predicted model, not a curated record
GAACAGUUUAUAAUUCAACUAAUCCUAUAGUGACAGUGAGUCAACAUAAAUUUUUUUAACAACUUUAACACGUUUGAUAAAGAGUAAUUGCAACAGCAGAUAUGGCUGAUGAAGACCAGCGCCUUCGUGAUAUACAAAGGGAAUAUCUGGAUUUCCUGGAUGAUGAGGAGGAUCAAGCGACGUACACAAACCAUGUCCGUAAAAUGAUAACGGACAAUGCAAAACGCCUUGUAGUAAACGUUAAUGACCUGCGUCGGAAAAAUCCGAUGCGUGCGCAGGCACUGUUGAAUAGUGCCUUCGACGAGCAGUUGGCUUUUUCGCGUGCAUUAAAGGAAUACGUUUCGACGGUCGAUCCUAGUUAUGCCAAAACGCAUGAGGAUUUUUUCGUUGCUUUUGAGGGCAGCUUCGGUAACAAGCAUGUCACUCCCCGUUCGCUCACUUCAAGUUAUUUGGGAAAUUUAGUAUGCGUAGAAGGCAUCGUAACUAAAGUGUCACUCAUUAGGCCAAAAGUGGUGAAAAGUGUACACUAUUGCGAUGCUACCAAGAAGGUAAUGGAGCGCCGAUACACUGACUUAACUUCAUUUGAAGCAGUUCCCUCCAGUGCUGUCUAUCCAACUAAAGAUGACGAUGGCAAUCCGCUGGAGACGGAAUUUGGCCUGUCGGUGUACAAGGACCACCAGACAUUAAGCAUCCAGGAAAUGCCCGAGAAAGCCCCUGCAGGGCAAUUGCCCCGAUCAGUAGACGUGAUUUGCGACGAUGAUCUGGUUGAUCGCUGUAAGCCUGGUGAUCGAGUGCAGAUUGUGGGUAACUAUCGCUGUUUACCUGGAAAGCAAGGCGGAUAUACCACUGGAACUUUCCGAACCAUUUUGAUCGCCAAUAACGUGUCGCAGCUGAAUAAGGAAAGUACGCUCAAUGUUACCAGAGAGGAAAUUAAUUUAUGUAAAAAAUUGGCCAAGAAUAACGAUAUAUUUGAACUUUUAUCUAAGAGUUUGGCUCCAUCGAUCCACGGUCAUGAAUACGUUAAAAAGGCGAUUUUGUGCUUAUUACUGGGUGGAAUUGAAAAAAAUUUAGCGAACGGGACUAGGUUGCGAGGGGAUGUUAACGUCCUGCUAAUUGGUGAUCCUAGUGUGGCCAAAUCGCAGUUGCUGCGUUACGUAUUGAACACGGCACCUCGUGCCAUUACAACUACUGGACGAGGUUCCAGCGGUGUUGGUCUGACAGCAGCUGUUACUACGGAUCAAGAAACUGGAGAACGACGAUUGGAAGCUGGCGCUAUGGUGCUAGCCGAUCGUGGUGUUGUCUGUAUUGACGAGUUUGAUAAGAUGAGUGACAUUGAUCGGACAGCCAUACACGAAGUGAUGGAACAAGGUAGAGUUACCAUUUCGAAGGCCGGCAUCCACGCUGCUCUUAAUGCUAGAUGCUCGGUUCUAGCGGCAGCCAAUCCUGUGUAUGGAAGGUACGACCAGUACAAAACACCCAUGGAAAACAUUGGAUUGCAAGAUUCACUGCUUUCCCGUUUUGAUUUGUUGUUUGUUAUGCUUGACGUAAUCGACAGCGAUCACGAUCGAAUGAUUUCGGAUCACGUUGUACGAAUGCAUCGCUAUCGGAAUCCUAAAGAGCAAGAUGGAGAUGUUCUUCCGAUGGGAAUUAGCGCAGUAGACAUGUUGUCUACCAUUAAUCCUGAAACCCGUGAUGAUAAGGAAACGCCAAUGUACGAAAAGUACGAUCCACUAUUGCACGGAAGUACACGUAAGCGUACGGAUCAGAUUUUGUCGAUGGAAUUCAUGCGCAAAUACAUACAUAUUGCGAAAUGUUUAAAGCCGAAGUUGACGGAGGCGGCUUGUGAACUCAUUUCAAAUGAAUACUCUCGUUUGCGGUCACAAGACCUGAUGGAUUCGGACGUUGCACGAACGCAGCCAGUCACAGCUCGUACACUGGAGACGCUCAUUCGUCUGUCAACUGCCCACGCUAAGGCACGUAUGGCACGAACCGUGGCAGAAAAAGAUGCCCAAGCGGCUAUAGAGUUGAUCCAGUUUGCUUACUUUAAGAAGGUUCUAGAAAAAGAGAAAAAGAAGAGGAAACGAACGGAGGAUGGUUCCGAGGAUGAGGAAGAGGAGCAAAAUGAGGAUGUUGAUGAACAGGAAACUGUCAGCAGUCAGAGCACUCGCGCCAGUCGUCGUGCAAAGCGUACCCGCGUUGAAGAUCAGGACGAAUCAGAUACGGAAGAGCUGGUUUCAACCGUACCGGAUGCUGGUGAUUUAACAAAACGUGCUUCUAUUUCGGCAGUAGCUUCCCGCCCAAGCGAAGCUGCUUCUACGAUGCCGAUGGAAACGGAUUCAGAAGUUGAAGUAAUUUCAGAAGACCGCUUCAAACUAUUUAAACAGGGAGUGCAUCAAGCCUUCCGCCAGGCACGUGAACAAUCCAUUGCCCUGGCUCGGCUGACAAAGAGUAUUGACGAAAGCAGUGGAACAGAGGCGUUCAGUCAGGGUGAAGUAAGGGCUGCUAUCGCAAGGAUGACCGACGAUAAUCAAAUCAUGAUGCAUGAUGAUAUUGUCUUUUUGAUCUAGGACUGUGCCGUACCCGUACGUUUCCCUAAAAUUGAAUGUGUGUACCUAUUUUUGUUCAUGAAUAAUAUUUUACUUCAACUAUAAAUAACAGCAGCCAUUGAAUAUGUUUUCUGUGCAAAUUUGAUGUUUUCCCUUUUGGUAAACAGUCGAAUGACAUCGUAGAAUGAUUAUUUUUGCAUUUAAGGAAAUUUAUUCGCAUGUCAUUUCGUACAAGAAACAGAGAUUCGAUCUUGCUCUUUGUCAUGUCAACUUUUCUUAAG